AUCUACAUAUAUCUAAAUAAUUUCAGAUUUAUAAUCUCCAGUGUAUUCGAAACAUUAUAAUUGUUAUAUAACAUGUUGAAGCUGGGAUUCAUUACCUUAGCAACAUUUAGUCUGGUGUCUCCCAAAAUGUAUCUGAUAGAGACCAAAGAACAAGCUUCUUUAGCUGCUCCUUCAAUCCCAGCAGCAACUCCAGCUUCUUCAUACCAAGCAGCCACACAAGCUGCUACAAUUCCGGCAGCUCCAAAAGCUACUGCCUCUCCUUAUGAAACAGCUUCAAAAAAACCUGAUGGGAGUGAUUAUGCAGACUCACUGAGUAAAGAGGAUUCAGGUGCGGAUGACAGCGAUGACUAUAUUUGUGAAGAGGAUGAAGAGGAUGAAGAAGGAUUGGAUGCUGAAUAAAAAUAAUUGAAUUUUGUUUUAAAAUACAGAAAAAAU
Eurytemora carolleeae is the source of this 435-nucleotide messenger RNA. RefSeq lists its product as uncharacterized. The transcript has 4 exons. The record is from RefSeq and is a predicted model, not a curated record. Bases 73 to 399 code for a protein of 108 amino acids. NCBI's taxonomy places the organism in Eukaryota, Metazoa, Arthropoda, Copepoda, Calanoida, Temoridae.